UCGGAGAGCACAGACGAAAAAAAUGGCGACGGGCACCAGUACGUCUCCGACAGAAAGUAAAAAUUCUGCUACAACAGAUCCAGCAGAUCCUUUAAAACGUUUAUAUCCAGCUGUAAAUGAAGAUGAUAAUCCACUUCCUCGCUCUUGGAGCCCGAAGGAUAAAUUUAAUUACAUUGGACUAUCUCAGAGCAAUUUGCGCGUUCACUACAAAGGUGUGGGUAAAACUCACAAAGAUGCAGCUAGUGUGCGAGCCACCCAUCCCAUACCAGCUGCUUGUGGCAUCUAUUACUUUGAAGUAAAAAUUAUCAGCAAAGGCAGGGAUGGGUACAUGGGUAUUGGACUUUCUGCACAAGGUGUCAACAUGAAUAGACUUCCAGGUUGGGACAAAAAUUCCUAUGGUUAUCAUGGAGAUGAUGGGAACUCAUUUUGUUCAUCUGGAACUGGUGUGCCAUAUGGUCCUACAUUCACUACUGGAGAUGUUGUAGGUUGCUGUGUCAACCUUAUUGACAACACAUGUUUUUACACUAAGAAUGGUGUUAAUUUAGGCAUUGCCUUUACAGAUCUUCCGGCCAACUUAUAUCCAACAGUAGGUCUUCAAACUCCUGGAGAAGUUGUGGAGGCAAAUUUUGGGCAGACACCUUUUGUUUUCGAUAUAGAAGAUUACAUGAAGGAAUGGCACAUGAAAACCAAGAUGACCAUCGAGCGUUUCCCUGUUGCUGAUCGUCGUGGGGAGUGGCAGACAGCCUUGCAAAGGAUUGUCUCCACAUACCUGGUUCACCAUGGCUACUGCUCCACUGCCGAAGCUUUUGCCAGAGCAACUACUCAGCAAAUCACAGAAGAUAUUAGUUCAAUCAAAAACAGGCAGCGUAUACAGAAGCUAGUGCUGGCCGGGAGAAUGGGUGAAGCUAUUGAAACAACGCAACAGCUCUACCCAGGUCUUCUUGAGCGCAAUCCCAAUCUGCUGUUCAUGCUGAAGUGCCGUCAGUUUGUGGAAAUGGUCAACGGCACAGACAGUGAGGUUCGAGGCUCGGCAUCCAAAUCCCCUCGUUCACACCACAGUAGUGGCAGUGGGAGCAACCGCUCCUCCCCCAACAUGUCUCCAGCCCACAACAUCAGUAGCAAUGCUUCUGGCACGUCACACCUGCUUCACCAUCACUUCAUGCAGCAACAGCAGAGUCGGAUAGGGAGUGGAGGGUCUGACAGCAACAGUCCCAGUCGCCUGGGCAAGAAGUCUCAUGGCCCGUGCACCUCCUCUCCUGCCACUUCCACACACUUUCAGCAGCAGUCAGGAAGCCAGAUGGACAAUGUACACUUUUCUAGUGAAGAGAUCAAGAAUGUUGCAAACUCCUUGCCCCCAGCAGUGUCUGAGCGCUUUGUCAAUGGCUCUAGUUCUCUGUACAUUGAAGGUGAUGACAUGGAACUCUGUGAUGGAGGUGUGGAGGAUGGUCUGAUUUCCAAUGGUUCUUGCAGCAACGCUGCAUCAGCAGCCAUCUGCAUGAAUGGCAAUUCUCAUCCCUCUCAUCCUGAGGACAAUGAAAUGGAAGAAAUGGAGGUGGAUGGAUCAAGUAGACAUCCGUGUCCAACCAGCAGGUCAACGAUAGAAAAGAUACUUCAGUUUGGUCGAGAACUGCAGGCCAUGAGUCAGCACCUGAAACAAGAAUUCGGACACAGUGAAGCAAACAAGCAGGCUUUACGGGAAGCUUUCAGUCUUCUAGCAUAUCCAGACCCAUGGAACAGUCCUGUUGGUCACCAGCUUCAUCCAGUCCAGAGAGAACCUGUGUGUGCUGCUCUUAAUAGUGCUAUUCUUGAGUCACAGGGUCUGCCUAAGCAACCACCGCUGGAGCUGGCGAUUGCGCAGGCCACACAGUGCAUGAAGCUCAUGGCAAAAGCUGGGAUUGGAUCUUGUGCAUUUGCCAGUGUCAUGGACUACCUUCAUUGACGCCAGGCCAGGGCCCUAUGCACUUCCCUAUAGGGCUCUUGUAUUUGUUUGGGAUGCAGACUCUGUUUUUGGUAGCAUUUUGCUGCCUUUUGUUGAUACUAUUUUUUUCUGGCGUGAACUAAAUGCAGCCACACAAGGAGUCAGUCACAAGGUUUUCCCAGCUUUGUAAGAUGGUUGACUAUUAGUGUGCUAAAGAGCCAGGAACUCUGGGACACACUUAAUUAAAUACUGUUCUGAUGCACUCUGGGACAAAAAGGAAAAUGGAGAGGAUUGUUUGCUUUGUUCCUCUCUAUUCUUGUUCAUAUUAACCUUUAGUUAGACCUUAAUAUUAUUUAUUUCAUGUCCAAGAUAACAAGCAGAUGCUCAAAGUAGUUGAGAAUUGUUAUGAAUGCAACUUUUUUUUUUUUUUUUAAUCAUCAGCUGCUGUAAAAUGCAGUAACUAGCUAUUGAAUAUAUUGACAACGUUACACGUUAGGAAAAGAUAUGGGGAAAAUGUAGAGUUUUAUUGAUCAAGUAAACUAAACUUGAAGAAAUUACUAGAACUAUUGCUUAAAAUAGAAGCCAGGCAACACACGUGCUUCUGUGUUUGAAACAACAAUCUCCAGCACUGUGGUGGCCAUUUGUUCACCUGCUUCCAGACAUGUGCCAUCAGGACUGGGAAGAUGUUUAAUAUAUCAGUAAAUAUCAGUAAUCACUUUUAUCAUAACAUGACCAAGUACAACAUGCUGUGGUAUUGGAUAUGUUUGCCUGCAGUUUCGUGUCUCCAUUUAGGAAAUCACACUAGACUUGGCAUUGUAUAACUUUUCUUCCCAUUGAUUUCUGUAUUCUUGUGAACUGGACAGCAAGUGCACAGUUUCACUUACAAAUUAAGGCAGUCUCUACAAUGAUCCUUACUUUCACAUCACACCACCUUUACGAUGGCGAUCAAUCUUAUUUUUGAAGGUAGGAUUAGGAAAAAUAAGAAGAAUAAUUUGUGUUAGUAUAUAAGUAUGGGGACUUAUCCUAUUUGGCUGGAAAAAAUGUGUCUUGCUAUGGGGCUUGUUUCACACAGAAUUGAAAGCAUUUUCAAGAUUGCCACUUAAUGGACUGUUUUAUCAGAUAGUCCAUGAGCAUCCCCAGAAAACAAGGUAUUAAAAUGAUGCAUAAAAGUUGCUGAGCCUGAAGUCUGCUGUUACAUAUGAUUGAUCGCCUUCAUUCCUCCUCCAUCUUCAUUCAGCUUGACGUAACCUUUGCUGCAUCAAACGCCAAUAACCUGCCCUUCCCCUACCUUUAUUCAGCUCGACAUAACCUUUGUUGUAUCAAACUCUAUUAACCUGCCCUUGCCUUUUUUUUCAAAAAUGAUAAAAAGGAGGGAUUGGAGUAGUGGUAGAUUGAAUUCUUAACUACAAAAAAGUAGGAUACACAGACUUGACAAACAGAAAAAUUUAGCCCAGAGAAGCUUUUUACUGUGAGUUUCAUUAUUGAGCUCUGGUUUAUUUCCAUUUCUGAGUACUGCAAUGUGUGUAGUCUUAAUAAUUCUUAACUGCAAUCCAGCUCCUUUAGGCUAGACCCUGUAAUCAGCUAUUAAGGGAAAUUUGCAAUAAUUCUUCAAUUUUGGGAAGUUGCAAGAAGCCAUCUAGCUGCAGACAAUGCAAAUUAUUUCAGAUAUAUAUAUAAAUUCAGUAAAUACCACCAAGAUGCCAUGUGGUGUCUUGAUUGUGUAAGAAAUCUCUUAUUCAGAAAGGAUUGUUGACUUAGUAAAAGUAAUUUAAAACAAAGCAUGUACAUUUUGUAAACUUACGGUGGAAAGAGUGAGAAAGAGAGAUUAUUUGUUCAUAUGCUUGUGGGUGCAUUUGCCAUAUUGGCCUUCUUGCAUACUUGUGGAAAUGUACAUUGGAUUCUAUACAAUGUCAGGUGAGGAUAUUGUUCUGUGCUCAUUCUGCAAGAUGGUUUUAUCAGCAAGACAUUUUUGUUUGGUCAGAAGAGAGUGCAUACACACUAAGAAAAUAUUAUGAUGAAUUAUUUACACAAAGUACUUUACCACUGUGUUAGACUUCAGGUGAACCAUGUGACGUAUUCAUUCGAAAGCUUAGAACAUCAUUGAUGUAUAUUAUGCGAAUUUCCAAUCAUCUUCAUUGUUCAGUACUAUCUCCACAUGUCAGAGUGGCUUGGAAGUUGCUUUUUAAAAUGAAACAUUCAAAUAAAUAAAACAUUUAGCCAUUUUUAUGUUGACUGCUGUGGUGAGCUUCAGUCACGUGUGGUGGGUGCUAGUUUGCUUGGUUUUUAAUUACCUGUAGAGUCUAUUACCUGUGUAAUAUGAAAAGCAAACUACUUUUCUUAAGUGAAUAAAAGACCCAAAAGUUUGUAAGCACGUCUUUUGAUCAUGAGAUGUCUUUCCUAAUUAAAGUGUGUGUUGACAGUUUUU
Molecule: messenger RNA, 4343 nt
Organism: Pomacea canaliculata
Lineage: Eukaryota; Metazoa; Mollusca; Gastropoda; Architaenioglossa; Ampullariidae
Product: ran-binding protein 9-like
Exons: 11
Coding region: 23-1939 (638 amino acids)
Biological process (GO): cytoskeleton organization; cell surface receptor signaling pathway
Cellular component (GO): cytoplasm
Molecular function (GO): protein binding
Source: RefSeq, a predicted model, not a curated record